UUCUUUUAAGGAAAAUUCUUUAUGAUGCUCUGAUUUUAGUAGAAUAUUCUUUCCUUGCUCCUGGGAGUUUGGCUCAAGUAUCAGCAAAGCAUACCAAAAAUAUCACCUUAGGAAAAUUGAUGGUUACCCAUGAAGCCAUAGAGUAUUUCAGGGAAUGUGCAGACCAUAACAAAGCCAUCUCCUAUUCGAAUGCAUUUGCUAAUUCUAGUCUACCCUCUGAACUUCUUAAAUGGAUAAAAAACGAGACUGGUAGUGAAGUUACUAACAGUGGCCCAAAUGGAUCGUCGCCAAAAGCAUUUUUAAGAUGGAUGCUAAAUAUAGAGAAUAGAGGGAUAAGGAUAUUUGAUGAGGAUAUGUCAAAAUUUCGUGCCAAAUUAAUAUCUGAUAAUUUGAAAGAAGACUUGGAGAUGCUUGGAAAUAAAGGAGAGGGGAAGGCAUUAGAUACUGAUCUUUUUUACAUAGACAACAAGGGAGAAAACGAUGGAAAUGAGGAAGAUGAAAACACGAGUGAAUCCAUGAGUGCUGCGUUCAUGGCCGCUGCUCAUUCAAUGCAAUCUGCAGAACAUGGAGGAACAAAACGACGAGCUAAAAAAUCUGAAAAGAGAAAGAGGGUGAAGUUCCUCAAGUAUAGCCUGGCUGAGAAUUCUGAGAGCUAUACAUUUCCAAGCAACGAUGGUGGGAGUGAUGUUGAGAAUCCAUCGUCUGAUGAAGAAUUGGAAGUACGGUAACAAUGAAGACCUUGAGAUAGAGAAGUGGUGAAUCUAAACACUUGCCCAGCUGACAAUGAGUGUUUUGUUUUUUUCUUUAGAACUUCGAAUCACAAGAAGGCAAUAUGCAUCGCCCUUCAUAUAGCAGCUGCUCGACCAAGCAACCAAUUACCACCCUAAAAGCGUAGCCACUCGCCUUCUCUAAAGGAAACUACAAUAUCAAAACUCAAUUAUUAUCUGGCAAGUGGUAAGCUCAAUUUUGGUAGGCAGGUUAGAUUUCUUCAUUUGCAGAAGGAAUAGUAGUCUUCGGUAUGGGCCAGGGUGCACCUGCCAUGACUGCCUCAAUCUCUUUUAUAUUCUUAAAGUUUGUUAUAAUAUUGAUACUAAUUUUUAUCAUUUUUAUUUUUCUC
This is a messenger RNA of Olea europaea var. sylvestris, 1117 nucleotides long. RefSeq lists its product as uncharacterized. The record is from RefSeq and is a predicted model, not a curated record. Lineage: Eukaryota; Viridiplantae; Streptophyta; Magnoliopsida; Lamiales; Oleaceae. The transcript is spliced from 5 exons. The coding region runs from base 120 to 728 and encodes 202 amino acids.